Messenger RNA from Belonocnema kinseyi, 3816 nucleotides. RefSeq names its product 43 kDa receptor-associated protein of the synapse homolog. The coding region runs from base 1314 to 2924 and encodes 536 amino acids. The record is from RefSeq and is a predicted model, not a curated record. Gene Ontology annotation, cellular component: synapse. Gene Ontology annotation, biological process: chemical synaptic transmission. Gene Ontology annotation, molecular function: acetylcholine receptor binding; protein-membrane adaptor activity. NCBI's taxonomy places the organism in Eukaryota, Metazoa, Arthropoda, Insecta, Hymenoptera, Cynipidae. The transcript is spliced from 10 exons.
CGACGCUCACUCUCUCUUUAUCUCUCUCUCUCUCUCUUUUGACCCUUCCCACUCACCCCUUUUUUCUCAUCCCCUCAAAUUCACAACCCCACGCAUCGGCCGCCUUUCCACGUUUCUGCGUGGCCUCGCGAUGUCACGCGCUAACCGCCGACUUUAAGGACGGCCGUCUUUGGAGCUUAGAAAAACAUGUGGUUUAUUUAACAUAGGACAAGAUAGCCUCUGGGGUGCAGGUCGAAGGUGAAUUCAGAUUUCAAAUAAUCAACAAAUCGUGCGUGAUCCUUUACUUUGGGACGAGAAAUCAAUCCGCGAUUAUUACAAUUCAAACUUCAUUCAAGGUCAAGUGAGGAUCCAACAUCGUUGCUGAUACUGAUCUGGAAGUGAAUGAAGAAUGAUCUUAAAAGGAGGAUUUUUAUGAUAAUUGAGGCAAUUGCUUUGAAAGUUAGGUCUUCAUAUGAUAGAAAUUCGGUUCGCCCGAGAUUUGAGGAGCUUUUUGAGGAAUUUGCAGAGUUAGAAGUACAUAAUAAUCCUGGGGCAGGAUUAAGAUUCUAUUUGGUAGAUGCACAUUUCACAGACGAUUUAUCACUUUUAAAUCGAAUUACUUCCACGCAGAUUUCCCUGGAGGUGGAACUAUACUCUGUAAGGGAUAAAGCCUGAUAGGACUUGAAUUGCACCGUUAAUUGCAUCGAUAAAAGUGACAAAAGAGAAGAAAGCGUUCCUUCGGAAAUUAUAACACAACCAAUUAAAAAGGAUCUAAUAAUUCUGAAAGCGACUUUUACUAUUAUUACAAGCUUACAAAACAAAUAAAAUCUUUACUUAAAAAAAAAAGGAUAAUUAAUUUUGUGUUUUGCCGUGAAACUUUUGGAAAAUAAGAAAGGGGUGAAGUGCAAUAGUGUUAUGUGCUCUAAGAAUUUCAAGACCAGAAGGCAAAAAAAGGUUGUAACUUUUGCUUGGAUUAUUAGGAAAAGACAAAUGGAUCUUUAAAGGUAUAAUAAUGCUAGUGGAAGAGAUUCGAGAUUCAUAAGGAGUGGGAUUAUUAAAACAGAAGGAAAGUAGUGAGAAAAUAUAAGAACAAGAAUAAAAAAAGCAAGACAGAAAAGAGGGAGGAAGAGUUAAUACUUAAUUAGAAAAAAUCUGCAAGGGAAAAUAGAAGGUGUUACAAAAAACGGGUUAUGUACUGUAUAAGUGUGUCGUGCAGCUGUGGCGGAGUGGAUAAUGGUGGUGGAGAGAGAUGAGAUCGGCCUGGGAAAGUGGAAGCGAAGAAAGAGGAAAAUCAGGAUCGAGAAAGGUUGAACUUCGAAAGAAGAGAUACAGCCAUGUCAUGGGAGUCCAUCGCGUCCAGGGAUUACCUUGGGGGCUCAUCCAGUCAUCAACUAUCAAUAACAGCAUUGCUGGGAAGCCCAGAUGGCUCUCGACAUCCCCUCGAUGUUUACGAAUUUGCAGAAGAAGAUUAUCAACAACUCGAAAAUGGAAAUGGCCCACAGCACAAUUCCAGAGCCAGCAUCGGUAUAUGGGAGUGCCUAGUGAGCUGCAGGCAUCGAUUGGAUCAACAACUGGCAAGAAGAAGGGUGGAGCAGGGAUUAAAAUUAUAUCGAGCUCACAAACAACAAGCUGCUGUGCGCAAAUGGAGAGGUGCCCUAAAAAGUAUCAGACAGCGAGAAGACAAAUUUGCUCUGCUGGGCUACCUGUACCAAGCUUACAUGGAUUGGGGAAAAUACAGAGACAGCAUAGACUUUGGCCAGAGACAGCUUUGUAUCUCAGAAGAAUUAGACUCUCCUAAUAUGAGAGCCGAGGCAUACUUAAAUCUUGCAAGGUCCCAUGAAAGACUCGGUGCUUUGGAUAGAGCUCUAGCUUUUGCCAGACAUAGUUUAUACAAUGAAUGUGAUCAGUGUGCAACUGCUGGAUUGGUUCACCUCACAGUGGGAAGAGUUCAUUUGGAACUAGCAGGAUUUUGCAAAGCUCUGGAAGCCUUCCAAAGGGCUCAUAAAAUCGCACAUUCUAUUCAGGAUCCAUCUUUAGAAUUGCAGGUGUACGUUGGCUUAUCAGAAUUAUUCUGCAGAUUGCAGGAUGGAGACAAAAGUGCAAGAUAUGCAGCUAGAGCUUAUGAUUUAUCGAGGAGCUUGCAACUAGGGGAUUUAAAUUCCAGACAUCAUCGAGCUGCAUUGCUACAAAUGGCUGCUGCACUGAGGAAAAAGGGAGAACUGGGAGAUGCUCAUGAUUAUUGUUCGGAAGCCACGCGGUUAUCACUAGUUUCUGGCGAUCAAGCAAGCUAUGCAAGAAGUAUACGUAUCAUGGGAGAUAUAUACAGGAAAAAGUCCGAUAUAAAUAAGGCGUUUCGCCAAUACGAAAGUGCCAUGGGAUCAGCUGCAGCCACUGGUGAUCGUUUGUGUCAAAUGGAAGCUAUGGAUGGUGCAGCAAGGUGUCUCGAAGUGCUGAGGUUGCAACACAAAAUUUGUAAUUGCAGACCUCUAGAAUUUAAUACUCGAUUAUUGGAAGUUGCCGGGUCGGUUGGUGCAAAGCUCUUAGUAAGAACAGUGAGGUGCAGGUUAUCGCGAAUUUACGGUUCCUUAGGAGAUGAAGAACAAAAAAAUCAUCAUGAAAGAUUGGCGGCAACGAUGGAAGAAGAUUUAGAAUUACGUUGUGGUAGCUGCAAUGAACCUUUCGGCUUAGAAGCUGAUUCUUUAGAGGCUCUGCCUUGUUCACAUAUAUUACACGCCAGGUGCGCACAUGACAUUUUGAAACGAAGGGACAAGAAGAAAAAACGUUUAUGUCCCGAUUGUCACAAAUCCGUAAGUUCUCGUCUGUAUCUUCAUUGCGAUGAUCCGCAUUUCAUGAAUCCUUUGAAUCACAGUUCCUUAAGUUUGGCAUCGCUACGGGCUAGUAGCCUUGCAACUCUGGAAGAUUGUCACGCAACAAGCAGUGUUUAAACAAAAUAUUUAAAUAAAAAUUCGUGCCAAUGAUUUUACGGGUACUUAGGGCUUUGUACAAAUUAAACGACGCGCGUUGCAACGAUUUUACAAGGUGGGGUGAAAUUAAUGAAAAAUGCAUUUUAUGAUUCCAUAUAAAAGAUCAGAAAUGUAAUACUUUGAAUCAUAUAUUACACCGCAUAUUUUAAGUGGCAAUCUCAGAAAUUCGAUAGAUUUUUUUUUCUUUCGCAUAUAUGUAGAAUGAGAUUCUCUGCUUUAUUUUAUUACUUACGUUACCAGAGAGAUAAAUAAUUGUGUACUUAUUUAUUUUUAUAUGAUUUUCAAUGAGAAUCAAGAACCUAGUAUACGCGACUUGUCGUCCACAAUGAAAAUGAGAAAGAAAGUAAGACUGGAAGCGGUAAUAUACGAUUUUUUUAUAAUAUCUGAGAGUUCCUAUUUUUAAUUUAACUAAUUUUUGCAUGGUUUUCACGAAUUAAGGCGGCAGAUGAACUAUAUUAAGAUAGUAAUAUAUAAAUACAGAAGCGGCGGAGCCUUUUUCUUCUAGAGGGGGACAGGAACCUAAACUUAUAAUAUUGAAUGCUACAAUUUGUACACAGUAUAAUAAUAUCAUACCAUAUAAAAAUUGAACAUAAAUAAUAAAUUCAAAAUAAAUAGUAAAUGAUAAAUAAUAAAUACUGAUAUGAAAUUCAGGUUGCUAAAGAUUUCCCAAAGAUUUCGAAGGAUUUAAAAUAUUUCAAUAAUUUUACAAACAUUGCCGAAUAUUUCAAAUAUUUCGCAAAGAUUUUUAAAGGGUUCACAAUGAUUUUACAACGAUUUCAUAAAUAUUUCAGUGACUUUACAAAGAUUUCACCGGUUUUGCAAAGAUUUCAGAUAAAAUUUCACAAAGAUUUCG